AUGGCACGGUGCGACUCAGAAAGCGAGUUGACUGAGUUGAGCCAGAAGGAAGAGAAGGAUGCAGAGGAGGAGAUCACAACCGAUGAUGAGAUCUUCUGGCAGACCCAACCUCGACUUUGCCCGCCUGAACCCGGAUAUUUCUCUUCAACGUGGGUCCUCGCAGCACCGGCAAUCCCGGUGCUUCUCUUGGAGGAGUUCCCGACCCCGAGCACCACGGCGGCCGGAAGCCCAAGGAGUACGACGCCUCUGACGCCUCUCUCGCCUCUCCUUCCGCAGCUCCAGCUCCCCGAGGCCCAGGCCGACAGCUCCCAGGGGCCCAAACACUACCCCGAAAACUUCGGGGACGCGCGGCAUCCGAACUGCAGGCCUUGCAACAAGCAGGGGAAGUGCAAGCACUGGCAGCUCGGCGGCUGCAGGUACUGCCAUCAUCCGAGCCACCACGCCUUGAGCUGCAGCCGUGGCCAGCGGCGCCGCGACAGCGCAGCUCGACGGGCGCUUGAGCGGGACACGAUGUUCCAAAGGCUUGCGCAGGAAGCGACGAAAGUCAUCCGCAUGGAUUGGCAGCAGGAGGACCGCGUGAAGGUGGUGCGCCGGCUGGGCGAGCAGGCCAUCAAGAUGAAGGGCCGUGUGAAGACGCAGCACUUCGAGGGCCGCAGCCCGGAGAAGUGGCUGAUCGGGCGUCUGGCGCACCUCACAGAAGAAGACGAUCGCCUGGGCAUGCUCAGAGCCUUGGUUGAGGCUCAGGAGAUGCGACCAGAGCCGGUGAGCCGCGCAUGA
Messenger RNA from Symbiodinium necroappetens, 777 nucleotides. The record is from the annotation of a GenBank genome assembly. Lineage: Eukaryota; Dinophyceae; Suessiales; Symbiodiniaceae.